CCACCACCUCGGCUCCCUCAACGAAUCCACCAUGUCGACGCCGCCGACCCGCAACGCCAUCCUGAACCUCUACGCCUCGACGCUGCGCGCCUCUCGCGCGUUCAGCUCGUACAACUUCCGGAACUACUUUAUCCGCCGCACGAAGGACACGUUCAGGCAGAUCCAGAAUGAGCAGGACCCACAAAAGCUGACGUCGUUCUACAACGAAGCGCGCAAGGAGCUUGCAGUCCUGAAACGAAGCGCCGUGGUUAACCAGCUGUAUGGCGGGUGGAGGCUGGUUGUUGAGAAGCAGAAGCCAGAGCGGGAGCGGGGGAAUAACUAGGAUGUCUACCUUAGAGGGAACUUGGGUUAGCUGGUGUUGCUUGUAUUGUAUCCCUUGCUAAUUGAUGUACAACAGACAUGACGUUCGCAUCCUUCUCAGCGCACAGACACCCGCAUCAUCGGCGGGUCGCACUCACCCUCACGACAUUUCGCCGUUCCGCCCGUAACUUGUCUUACCUUUUGCGAAGUUAUCAUCAUACAUCAAC
Messenger RNA from Gloeophyllum trabeum ATCC 11539, 527 nucleotides. RefSeq lists its product as uncharacterized. The transcript has 3 exons. Gene Ontology annotation, biological process: iron-sulfur cluster assembly. The record is from RefSeq and is a predicted model, not a curated record. Lineage: Eukaryota; Fungi; Basidiomycota; Agaricomycetes; Gloeophyllales; Gloeophyllaceae. Gene Ontology annotation, cellular component: mitochondrion; L-cysteine desulfurase complex. Bases 32 to 322 code for a protein of 96 amino acids.